Hansenula ciferrii is the source of this 1473-nucleotide messenger RNA. It is a transcript of the gene NGK1, whose product is annotated as hexokinase. The record is from RefSeq and is a predicted model, not a curated record. Gene Ontology annotation, molecular function: mannokinase activity; D-glucose binding; ATP binding. NCBI's taxonomy places the organism in Eukaryota, Fungi, Ascomycota, Saccharomycetes, Phaffomycetales, Wickerhamomycetaceae. Gene Ontology annotation, biological process: glycolytic process; glucose 6-phosphate metabolic process; intracellular glucose homeostasis. The coding region runs from base 1 to 1473 and encodes 490 amino acids. The transcript has a single exon. Gene Ontology annotation, cellular component: mitochondrion; cytosol.
AUGUCCAUACCAGAGAUACCUUCUAUGUAUGAAACACCAACUUCCUCUCAGCUAAAAGAUGAUCUUUUGGAAGUUUCUGAAAUUUCAUUACUAAAUUCAUCAACUGAUACUUUAAAUAAUUCAACAUCAUCAUCAUCGUCAACAUUUAUAAAUUCAGAUACUUUAAAAUUCAUUUCAAAUUUAAGAGAUGAAUUCCAAAUAACAAAUCCAUUAAAUAAAAUACAUCAAGAUUUUUUACAAAGUUAUGAAAAAGCAUAUAAAGAUUCUCAAAUAUCAAUGAUUCCAAUUUUUAACAUUCCAAAAACAUUUAAUCAUAAGACGACUGAUAUAAAUGGGAAAUCAUUAGUUAUUGAUAUUGGUGGUUCAACUAUAAGAAUUGGUGUUAUUGAUCUUGAUACUCCUGAAUCUCCAAUACAAAUUCAAAAACAAUGGAUAUUAAAUGAAGAUGAAAAAUUAAUUGAUUUGAAAUUUUUCGAAAAUUUAGUUUUAAAAGCAAUUGAUAUUAUUAAUGAAUAUGAUGAUGAUCAUAAUAAUGAUGAUGAAUGGAAAAUUGGUAUUACUUGGUCAUUCCCAUUAAACAAAAAAAAUCAAAUAAUAACAAUGGGUAAAGGUUUCCAUAUUUCAAAAGAAAUUGAAAAUGCAAGUAUAGAUGAAUUAAUAACUUCGAUUUUCCGAAACAAGUUCCAAAUUAAUGCAAAAAUUUAUUCAAUUAUUAAUGAUUCUAUAGCUGUAAAUUUAUCAGGUUUAAUUAAUCAUGAUUUUAAUUCUCAAAUCUCAUUUAUAUUAGGUACAGGAUUAAAUAGUUGUAUUAAUAAAAAUUAUGAUUUAAUUAAUACUGAAUUGGGAUUUUUUGGAAAAUUACCAAUUGAAAAUAUUACAAAAUAUGAUGAACAAUUAGAUUCAAGAUGGAAGAAUUUCUCAAAUAUACCAUAUAUACAUAAUGAAACAAAUAAUGAAAAUGGUGUUUUCAUGCCUUUAGAAUUUUUAAGUUCUGGAAGAUAUGUUUCUGAAAUUUUAAGAUUAAUAAUCUUGGAUUUAUUACAAAACAAUCAUAUCACAGAUUCAAUACCAUUGCAAUCCAUAAUUAAUGAACCAUUUGGAUUACAUGGUAAAUUCAUAUGUUCAUUUGAUUCAUCAUUAUCAUAUCAAGAAAUUCAAUCAAAUUUAUUAACAAAUUUCAAUAUUAAUUUUAAAGAUGAAGAAAUUAUGAUUUUCCAAUCAAUAAUUGAUAUUUUAUUAGAAAGAACUGCAAUCUAUGUUUCACAAUCAAUCUUAUCAUUAUCAAAAUUUGUUCAUCAACAAGAUCAAUCAAUUAUAAAUGUAAAUUAUAUUGGUUCAUUUUUAUAUCAUUGCAAAGAAUUACAAUCCAAAAUUUCAAAAUAUUCACAUAAUACCAUCCAUUUAAACCAUAUUGAACAUAGUUCGUUGAUCGGUGCUGCUGUUUCAGUCUGUAUCAAUACCCAUAUUGCAUAG